AGAAGAUAUGUGGUUUUCCUUCACUAAAUCUUGCUCUAUAUAAACCCCUUGUCUUCCGUUGCCAAUUCGAAAACAAAUCUUCAGAUAUCAAAUAUAUUUAUUAUUCUUCAUUUCAAUCCUUCAGAGUACAACGAUAUGGGGUUGAAGAUGAUGAAGGGUUUCAUGUUCCAACUGUUUCUUUUGCUACUUUCAUUGGCUUCUUUUCAACAUAGUGAAGCUAUGAUGCACAAGUACACAUUUGUCAUUAAAGAAGUUCCAUACACAAGACUUUGUGGCACGAAAAAUAUCUUGACAGUAAAUGGUCAAUUUCCAGGGCCGACAUUGCAUCUACGUCGGGGUGACACCACCAUUAUUCGCGUCUUUAACAAAGGAAACGAAAACAUCACUAUUCAUUGGCAUGGAGUAAAACAACCGAGAUAUCCAUGGUCAGAUGGUCCAGCCUAUAUCACACAAUGCCCAAUUAUGCCUGGUAAAUCUUUCACCCAACAAAUCAAGCUCUCUGAUGAGAUUGGAACAAUGUGGUGGCAUGCACAUAGUGAUUGGUCUAGAGCUACCGUUCAUGGUGCAAUCAUUGUUUAUCCUAGAAUGGAAGAUGUCUAUCCAUUUCCUAAGCCUAAUGCUGAAGUUCCUCUUGUCUUAGGAGAAUGGUGGAAGAGUGACAUACAAGCUGUUGUUAAUGAAUUUCGAAGAACCGGGGGAGACCCUAACAUUUCUGAUGCUUUUCUCAUAAAUGGUCAGCCUGGUGAUCUUUAUCCGUGCUCGAAACAAGAUACAUUCAAACUGGCAGUGGAAUAUGGCAAGACAUAUUUGCUCCGAAUGGUCAAUGCUGCCAUGAACAACAUUCUUUUCUUUGGAAUCGCAAAUCAUAAUCUUACAGUGGUCGGAUCAGAUGGUAGCUAUUUAAGGCCAUAUACAACUGAUUACAUUGCCAUAUCCCCCGGAGAAACCUUUGAUGUCUUCUUAGAAGCUAACCAAAAACCCGAUCACUAUUACAUGGCUGCCAAAGCUUACCAAAGUGUCGUUCCUCCACAAAUUGACAACACAACAACGACAGGAAUCAUAGAAUAUGUAGGAAAUUACACUCCAUCUUCACCCCCAAUUUUUCCUAAUCUUCCUAGGGUUAAUGACAUAAAUGCAUCCCAUUCUUUCUUUGCAUCACUAAGAAGCUUGGGAAAACAAGUUGAUGUCCCCAUAGAUAUUGACACCAAGCUUUUCUUUACCCUUUCCGUAAAUUUACUUCCUUGUGAAGCAAAUAAUACAUGUGCCGGACCUGGAGGCCGAAGAUUUGCGGCCAGUGUUAGUAACAUAAGUUUUGUAGACCCUAAAAUUGACCUACUUCAAGCUUAUUAUGGUCGGGUAAGAGGGAUUUACAGAGAUCAAUUUCCUAGUUUUCCACCUUUGAGAUUCAAUUUCACGGGGACUAAUCUUUCGGCUUCUCUACAGUUGCCUACUCGGGCGACCAAACUUAGGGUUCUUAAGUAUAAUGAUAAUGUUGAGAUAGUUUACCAGAACACGAAUUUACUCAAUGGGAUUGAUCACCCAAUGCAUUUACAUGGCCAUAGUUUUUACGUGGUUGGGUCUGGAUUUGGAAACUUUGAUCCCAUAAAUGAUCCUUUGACUUAUAAUCUUGUUGACCCUCCUCAUAUUAACACAAUUGCUGUCCCAAGGAACGGUUGGACAACCAUCAGAUUCAAGGCAAAUAAUCCAGGUAGGGUUUUAAAGUUCGCGAAUGAAAGUUAAUUGUGUUGUCACAUCAGUUCUUAUCUUACAAAGUCGUUCUUGAAUCGCUUUAUAUGAAAAAUUUGAUGUGACAACAAAAUCAACUUUCAGUAGCGCCCACGAAAAUUAAAAUCUUUCAAUGAUCAUCGUUACUAAUUAUUGAGUUGAAUUGUAUAUAUUUGCAGGAGUUUGGCUGAUGCAUUGCCAUUUAGAGCGUCACAUAAGUUGGGGAAUGGAGAUGGCCUUCCUUAUAAGAAAUGGUAAAAGGCCCGGAGAACAAUUGCUUCCUCCACCUCCAUAUAUGCCUCCGUGUUAGUUAAUGAUCACUGAGUCAUUAAUUCAAAUGUAACAAAUUAAUAAGUAGCAUUCAUGCAAUUCUUUCAUUUUCCAUGCAAAUUCCAUUAAACGAAUGUAACAAUAAGGUCUUGAAAUAUGCUACUUGUAUUCUUUUGGUUUCAAAGAUGUACUAUGAUUAAAUUUUCCACUAAUACCUUUCCCGCUAACUUGAAAUAUCAAAAAUAUCUUUAAAACGAGAUUCUUUCAAGUUACACUAUCUUUAAUUAGUCGAAUCAUUGACCUUAAUUUAGUCAAGUAGUAAGAAAACGACUAGUGAUGGUUCUUUUACUCUAUAUAUGUCGGUCUGUCCAUACUAAUUAACAUAAGCAAACAAAUUAGAACUUAUUCUAUAAGACAGAAACAAAAUAUAGUUUAGUUUUAAUCGUGUUUAUUUAUAAUCAUUCAGGUAAAUUUUC
Molecule: messenger RNA, 2471 nt
Organism: Oldenlandia corymbosa var. corymbosa
Lineage: Eukaryota; Viridiplantae; Streptophyta; Magnoliopsida; Gentianales; Rubiaceae
Source: the annotation of a GenBank genome assembly